AUGGACGAUCAAAGAGGCAGGAAAAGGAUUGACCCAAGAACCGAAAAUCUUCCUAUUGGUCGAGAUCCCAAUUCCGCUGUGGUAUUUCAUGCUUUACCUAGGCAUGAUAACCCAGAAACCACAGAAAAUCCUGAAAUUGAUGAUGUAAGGUGGCAAGAUCGUGAACACACCGUACAUCCACCAGGAGUAAACGAUCGCAAAGGUAUUGUCGGUCAUGUUGAAAAGGAUUGGGAAAAAGAGAUGGCAUUUAUUGAUACAUAUCAAACGUAUAAUAUAAAGAUAGGUGAAGGUACCUUUUGCCUCUCCUCGGAAUCUUUAAAUCGUGACGCACCCAAUUUUUUCACGGCAGCAUUUUUCGGUCAUUUCUCCGAGGCAAAUACGACGAGUAUCUUUAUCGAUCGGGAUCCAACAAAUUUCUCAAUGAUCGUGAAAUAUUUAAGAAUGUAUGAAGUGGAUUGGCCAGUUAAAGACAAGAUCUCGAUGAAAAAUUUAUUGGAGGACGUAAAGUAUUACGGAUUUGAGAGAUUACAAAAUUUGUUGGAAGAAAACUAUGAAAAGCAUUUCCCCGAAAAGGUGAUACCUUGGAAAAUUUUAACUUAUGCACCCGAGAAAGAACCUAUUGUCGCUAUAAACAUUAAAGAUGUAGAAUUAGAAAGAUGGGAUUCUCGUUCUUUAAUUUAUAAUGCUAAUCCCAUUUUGAAAAUGGGAAGACAAACAAGCAGCAAAGAAAUUGAAGUUAAGAAUAAUGAUGAAACCAAUGAGGUUACAAAUGAUGAUUUGAACGUUGAAAACAAUGAUGAAGAAACAGAAUUCAAUAAUGAAACGAAUCCUAACGUGAUAGAGCCAAGCCCAGAAAAGGGUCUGUAUCGAUUAGAGGUUCACGGAAGAAACGCACUAGCAACCGUAACUUCAAACUUGAGCAAUGGAAUAAAAUUCGAGAAUUUCGUUAUGAAGGAUGCUGCGGAAGAUGCAACCUUUCGUGUUCUUACAGAAUCUUUCCGAACGCCCGAAGGCACACUCACUUUAUCACCUUCUUUGAAACUAUCCUUCCUAAAGGAUACUUGUAUUGAAAUCGAUAAUAUAAGGUAUAAUAAUCAUAACGAUUUAUUAUCAUAUUUGGGUGUAAAUGCCAGGGGAAAACCAUUUUACUUUGAAGAAAUAGUGAUUCGAGUUGAUAGUGGCGCAUUUUUAAUGAGAGCACGUGCUUGGACCAUUCCAUCUUAUUACGCUUCUCAACCCUUUGUUUGUUCUGUGCAAUCUCAGGAAAUUCCUUAG
Funneliformis geosporum is the source of this 1275-nucleotide messenger RNA. NCBI's taxonomy places the organism in Eukaryota, Fungi, Glomeromycota, Glomeromycetes, Glomerales, Glomeraceae. The record is from the annotation of a GenBank genome assembly.